GAUCGACGUGAACAGCUGUGCACUAACGCGAAUCGUUGUCAUGCUGUCGCCUUGAUGAACAGCAGCCUCUUCUUCAAAGUCUCGUUGUCCGCAAUAUUUUGAUCGUGACUGAGGACUGGACAAGACAGACCUCAGAUUCUAAAGAACGACUGGCGAGACUUCCGCCUCGAGGACAGCGAUGCCCCCCGCUUGCGACGUGUUCAUCUCGGAGCUGCUGUGUCAAAGACUUCUAAAGCACUCGCUCAGCUCAACUCCGACGCUCGGCUACGUAUUCGGCCACAUCUCUAAAAGAGGCAUCCAGUGCUGUAGGUUGUGCUGUACAGAACGAUGGAGUUGUGCAGUCAUUCGGCUACUCCGUGGUUGGAGUGUUCUGCCUCUCGAGUAGCCUCUCUGACAACGAGGUUUACGAACUCUGCCAACCAUUUCUUCUCAAGUACCAGCAGGAAGAUGCCAUGGGCAGCAACCUUGAGGUGGCCGUCAUUCUACACACAGACACGAGCAAGACGGCUGUUUCAACCCAGCUUGUUUCCCUCGAGGCAGACUGCCCCAUGGAACCCAAGUCAGUCACCAUGGUGCCGGACAUUCACGUUGGAACGUGCACGGUUCGAGCUCGUGCCUCUCUCAUGAUGCCUUUUGAGAUGGACCCCGACCCUAAGUUUAUGCAACAGAAUUUGGAAGUGGCUGCAUCACGGAUCAAACGCCGCCUGGCGGCCGAAGUGCUGUCAUUUCAGUUGGAUGGCACUGAAGUACUCAUGCGGCGAAACUCUCCCGAAAAAGCCACUUUCCGACUUGGUCGACCAGUCGGGGGAUGGGAGCAAACAGCGUCGCCUCAAGAACACUCAGAGGAUUCUCAGCUUUGCUGUUUUGGUGCAGUGUACUGGGGAGCCUGCGAUGGAUGCUUGCGGAAAAUCCUGCACACCCGUCAUCCAUUACCAGAGAAGAACGUUUAAGAGUUGCUCUGUGGUGCUGCCUUUGGAUGUGGUGGCCACCGUGGGAGUGGAAGAUCCUGUCGCUGACGUUGUUGACCUGCUGGCACAAGAGUUGGUCAACCAGGUGGACCAACUGGUGUGCUGCAUUUCACGUUUUUCCAAGGGGGACAGCGUAUGUAGUGCACAGCCAUUCCACUUCUGGCCUGCCAAAUGUGGUCACUGGGUCACCGUAGUCUACCCCGAUGGCAUCUCCCAGGAAAACUUGUUGCCCUACCGGCGCGAGCUACACAGGCUGCUCCUUCUACCCGAGAUCAGCCGCACUUUCGCAAGUCCAACUGUCUAUGCAUUUCCUGAUGACCUGGCAUCGGAACCUUACCUUCGCAAUGUCCAUGUUGGCCUCAAUCCCCCAUCAGGGUGUGAGGUGCAGCUGGUGUUUGGCCAGUACAGGUAUCGGCACUACCAGCAGGAUCGAAUGGACGACAAUGGGUGGGGCUGUGCGUACCGCUCGCUGCAGACCAUCAUCUCCUGGUUCCAGCUUCAAGGUUACACUGAGUGUGCCACUCCCACUCACCGCGAAAUACAACAGAUAUUGGUGGACAUUGGAGACAAGCCUUCUUCAUUUGUUGGCUCAAAACAGUGGAUUGGAUCCCAAGAGGUUGGCUUCGUUCUCAACAGGCUGCUCGGUGUGGAGUAUCGGACUAUGUUUGUGAGCUCUGGUGCCGAGUUGCCAACUAAGAGUCGGGAACUCAUGGCGCAUUUUGAAAAGCACGGCACUCCAGUCAUGAUCGGAGGUGGGAUGCUAGCACACACUAUCAUUGGAAUCGCUUUUGACAGUAAAACAGGCGAAUCGCACUAUCUUGUGCUUGAUCCACAUUACACCGGUGGCGAGGAUUUGUCUACCGUGCAAAAUAAGGGCUGGUGUGGCUGGAAAGGAGCGAACUUCUGGGACCAGAACUCCUUUUACAACCUCUGCCUGCCGCAGCGACAUGUUGACAGUCUGAGCCUAUAAUGCGGCAAAUAUAACGAGCCUUUUGAUAUACCUGCCUUUCACUGCAAUUUUUUUUCGAUGGAUUCUUACUCUAAAAUUAACUUUUAAACUCUUGUUUGGCUUCUUAGGACAUCACAGCUUAUUUUUAUCAAGUAUUUGGUGCAAAGACUCAUUGUGAACUAUGUGGAAGACCACUUAUGCUUCUAGUUUAGCGCGAGUCUACUCCACUGUAAAAUCCCGAGCAAGCGUAACCCCUCUAAUGUGAAAGAUAAAGUGGCAAGAUUCAAAAGAGGGGGCCGUUACUCGGUCUUGGAUCUUAAUUCAAUGUGGUGGACGAGGAGUGGCUAAAAUAAAAAAUGCACACUCGUGCUUUUAAUGCGAUGCUUUA
Messenger RNA from Rhipicephalus microplus (southern cattle tick), 2305 nucleotides. It is a transcript of the gene Ufsp2, whose product is annotated as UFM1 specific peptidase 2. Gene Ontology annotation, cellular component: nucleus; endoplasmic reticulum. The record is from RefSeq and is a predicted model, not a curated record. Gene Ontology annotation, molecular function: deUFMylase activity. Gene Ontology annotation, biological process: proteolysis. Lineage: Eukaryota; Metazoa; Arthropoda; Arachnida; Ixodida; Ixodidae.